This is a messenger RNA of Balearica regulorum gibbericeps (East African grey crowned-crane), 709 nucleotides long. Lineage: Eukaryota; Metazoa; Chordata; Aves; Gruiformes; Gruidae. The record is from RefSeq and is a predicted model, not a curated record.
AGCCUGGCCUUGGAUGUCCAACCCUUUUUCCUUGCAAGGGAGAGAAAGGCAGUAAGAGACGCUGCACUCAAAGGGCUACUUCAAGCCACCAAGGAAGGAUGUGGGCUUAUACUGUUGGUUUCACUGUCCUGCCUCAUGUUGGAGGUUUCCUUGGCUGGUUCAUUAAUCGAAAAGAAAUUCCUGUUUGGUAUGAGAAGCUGAAAAAACCUUCAUGGUGUCCACCCCGCAAAAUAUUCCCUGUCGCUUGGACUGUCCUGUACACCGGCAUGGGCUAUGCCUCCUACCUGAUAUGGAAUGACCUGGGUGGCUGCAGCAGCAAAGCUCUCAUCCCGCUCGGCCUCUACGGGGCUCAGCUGGCCUUGAACUGGGCUUGGCCUCCCUUCUUCUUUGGUGCACGUAACCUGAAGAUGGCCCUGGUUGACAUCCUGUGCUUGGACGGCCUGGCGAUAGGCACGCUGUGCUCCUGGUACCGCAUCAACAAGAUAGCGGCGCUGCUGCUGGUGCCCUACCUGGGCUGGCUGGCCAUGGCGACCUGCCUCACCAUCCGCAUCUGGAAGGACAACCCCGAGCAGAAACCAGGGAAGAGUGAAUAAGAUCAGGAUAAAUGAAGGCAUUUUGUGAAACUAAAGUAUGCUGAUGUGAACCAAGAUCUAAUAAUUUGAGGGGGGUUCAUUUUUGGGACAGGCAUCAGAACCUGCCGCCUCCUCCC